AUGGAGAACCGUCCUGUCGAGGCCAUCAUUGGGCCCAUCCACUACGCCUCCAUGCCACCCGGCAUUCGUAGACAAGUCGUGCACGACUGGGCCGCCAUGGAGAAACGAGUGCGUUGGAAAACCGACUGGCGCCUCUGCACCAUCGCCGGCCUGCUGUGCAGCCUCAACCUGCUCGACUCGGGCAUCCUCUCUUCGGCAGCUGUCACAACCAUGCUGACUGAUCUGGACCUGGACCAGGGCUCACGCUUCUCAGUGUCCAUUUUCAUCUUCACCAUUGCCAGCGUCGUCUUCCAGUUGCCCUGCACCCUUGCCGUGCGCUUCGUCGGUCCCCGUCUGUGGUUCGCUGCCAUCACGUUCUUCUUCGGCUUGUUGACCCUCUGCACCGCGUUCAUUCAUACCUGGCGCCAGAUGAUUGCCCUGCGUGUGCUGCUGGGUAUUGCCAUGUCGGGUAUCUACCCGGGCAUGACAUACAUGAUCAGCACGUGGUACAUGCGUGAGGAGCAACAGCUCCGAUUCGCCUUUCUGCAGGCUGCCGAGGUUUCGGUGCUGGCUACCGGUAACCUGCUCAAUUUCGGUCUGAACCAUCUGAAUGGCAAAGCCGGGCUUGCGGGUUGGCGGUGGAUGUACCUCGUUCAAGGUUUGAUCACUUGCGUCUUGGGCAUCGUCACGUAUUGGUGGAUGGUCGAUUUCCCCGAGUACUCUGAGCGCAGCUUCAAGUUCCUGACCAAGCGGGAGUCUCAUAUCGCUGCGGCAAGAAUUCAGGAUGAUCGUGCGGAUCUCCAGGUAGAGCCUUUCUCCUGGGGCCGGAUCUUGGACUGCUUCAAGGAUGUCAAGAUCUAUGGCUUUGCGUGCAUGUUCUUCCUGUUGAACCUGGUGUCGACGGCGCUGUCAUAUUUCCUGCCAAUCAUCCUGGAAGGUGGUAUGGGGUUCUCUCCGAACAAGGCAAUACUGCUGUCGGUUCCGCCCUACUAUUACGCCGCGAUCCCCGUCCUCAUCACCUCUCUGGCCGCUGACAAAUUCCGCCUACGCGGUCCGUUCAUCGUGUUCAACGCCCUCUGCAUCCUGAUCGGCUUUUUCAUGUUCGGACUGCCCCAGUCCACCCGGGUAACCGUUCGAUACAUCGGCACCUUCCUGGCGACCGGGGCGUACGUCUCCAACUGGGCGGCGUUGAACGCAUAUCAGGCCAACAACGUGGUGGGCCAGUGGAAGCGGGCUGUCACGGCGGCAAUGGUUAGCGCCUUCAAUGGCCUGGGAGGCGUGGCGGGCAGUUACAUUGUCCGUCAGGUGGAAGCUCCGCUGUACCAGACGGCAGUUUGGGUGUCGGUAGGAUCCCAAAUCCUACUGAUGGCGAUCGUGGGCGUGUUCACCUUGUAUUUCUACAAGGUGAACUUGCAGCAGAAAUUCCAGCAACGUGUAAUUGAGCACGUGCCGUCCUUCCGAUACACCUAUUAG
Molecule: messenger RNA, 1452 nt
Organism: Penicillium cataractarum
Lineage: Eukaryota; Fungi; Ascomycota; Eurotiomycetes; Eurotiales; Aspergillaceae
Product: putative MFS transporter
Exons: 4
Coding region: 1-1452 (483 amino acids)
Biological process (GO): transmembrane transport
Cellular component (GO): membrane
Molecular function (GO): transmembrane transporter activity
Source: RefSeq, a predicted model, not a curated record